Messenger RNA from Aspergillus calidoustus, 543 nucleotides. Lineage: Eukaryota; Fungi; Ascomycota; Eurotiomycetes; Eurotiales; Aspergillaceae. The record is from the annotation of a GenBank genome assembly.
AUGCAGGAGCUCAGGGUCUUCGUCCAAGUUAAUUUCCCCCUUUUCUUCACCAUGAAGGCCUUCGUUCUUUUUGUCCUCGUUUCCUUGUCCCUCGCUAUUCCCAUCCAUCCUGUUGUCUCUGACUUGAGUUCGCCUCCUCAACAAAAACCUCUCAUCGAACACGCAAUAUUAGCCCCAAACCCCAAUCGCGGCCUGCAAAUUGAGCAUGGAAUGUUCCUCACGAGAAACCUGUCCAAAGUGAACUCUACUUCAAGUUACAAUCAUGCUUUGAAGACGGAACAAUCAUUUUACCGUUUACUAGAGCGGUAUUCUGAUGAGCUCCACGCAUGGGGGCUCCUUCUCCUCGUACCGAUCGCUCUUGGAGUCGUUGAGCUUGCUGAGCGCAUCUCACGAUCGUUGUCUGUCGAGCAAUUCCCCGAACGCGGCAGAGAAAUCCGCCGCAUGGAAUCGCUAAAGGAAAGAGAGCAGUGGGUGCUCAGACGAAAAGAGCGAGAACUCCGAGUUGAGCGAUCACGGUCUUGGUGGAAAUGGUCAAGAUAUUGA